Molecule: messenger RNA, 1264 nt
Organism: Mytilus trossulus (common blue mussel)
Lineage: Eukaryota; Metazoa; Mollusca; Bivalvia; Mytilida; Mytilidae
Product: mitochondrial nicotinamide adenine dinucleotide transporter SLC25A51-like
Exons: 2
Coding region: 179-1159 (326 amino acids)
Cellular component (GO): mitochondrion
Molecular function (GO): NAD transmembrane transporter activity
Source: RefSeq, a predicted model, not a curated record
CUCCAAAUGGUAUGAAUUAUCUCCCCUAAAAAGAUGCAACUUCGAAGUUGUUGCUGAAUGUGCAAAUGUCAAAAGGCUGUCAGUAUGAUUCUACGAAUUUCUGCAUCAUGAUUUUGAGAAGAAGCCAGAUUCUGCAGGAUGUUGAUAAUUGAAAGAAAUAUGUCUGACUGUCAAAUAAAUGGUGUCUAUAAUCCAAUUAUUAAGUAACCAUGGUAACAGGAUGAAGAACCACAAUAUGGAAGAAAUGUUACAAAAACCUGGGAAUAUUUCUCAACAGGAAAUGUCAACCUACAUCCAAAACAGAAACUCAAAGAAUUAUGAAGAAUUCGUUUGUGGAUGGGGAGCAGCUUUUGUAAAUAUUGGGUUUACGUUCCCUAUUAAUAAAGUUAUGUUUCGACAGCAGCUUCAUGGCGUUAGAGUUUGCAAGGCUGUGGGGCAGCUACAGAAAGAAGGCAUGCGUCAUUUGUAUCGGGGAUUAUUGGCCCCUUUGCUUCAGAAAACUACCUCACUUUCGCUUAUGUUUGGAUCCUAUUAUAAAAUUCAACAUUAUUUGACAGUUGAACAUCCAACUUUACCCCUUCAUGGAGUUCGUAUAUUUUCAGCGUUAACUGCAGGAACUUUAGAAGCAGUGUUAUGUCCCUUUGAAAGAAUUCAAGUUUUAAUGCAAGAUCGUCAGUACAAAGAUCGUUUCGACAAUACCGCUCAUGCUUUUAAAGAAGUACGUAAAUAUGGAUUCAGGGAAUAUUACCGUGGAUUAUCGGCAGUCUUACUAAGAAAUGGACCUAGCAAUGUACCGUUUUUCUUGUUUAGAGAUUACGCCAUGGAAAAUUUGCCAAGAUCUGAUUCCCAAGCUGAUAGAAUUUCUCAGGACUUUUUCUGUGGUGCUGUUUUAGGUGCAACUUUAAGUACUAUAUUUUACCCUGUCAAUGUAGUGAAGGUUAAAAUGCAAUGUAAACUUAGUGGUGAUUUUGACAACUUUUGGACAGUGUUCCAAAAAGUGUGGAUUGAAAGAGACAGAAAGUUAAAGAAACUGUUUAGAGGUGUACACAUUAAUUUUACAAGAUCGUUUAUAUCAUGGGGUAUUAUAAAUGCAACUUAUGAAUUUUUAAUGAGGAAUAUGUUUGGUAGUAAUACAAGGCUUGCAGAUUCAAAAUCAUAAUAUAGAUUGGCGUUAAAAUUACUUAAUAAAUUUCACUCGACUAAUCAUGGGUAGAAAGACUGCAUAUAAGGCUUGAUAUAAAUGACCUACAUUGUACACUGUAUU